AUGUUGGGCGCCGAAGACGAAGAAGAACAUUUCUAUGAAGUCUUCUACGACGAAGAAGAAGAAGAACUUGAAGCAGAACUUGAAGAAAGACUUGAAGCAGCAUUUGGAGAAGAACUCGAAGAAGAACUCGAAGAAGAACAAGAAGAAGAAGAGGAAGAAGAGGAAGAGGAAUGGGAAUGGGAAUGGGAGGAAGCUGAACAAGUUCUCAGUCCGCAACAGCGUGAACAACGCGAUAGGCACUGGGCAAACUUAACCGAAGUCAGCAAUAUUUUGCAAAACAUCGAAACUAUCGUGAUUCCCCCACUUGAGGGUGGGGGGCACAUAGGCCUGGCUCUUCAAGUCGUACGCACUGAUCCGACUAUUCAGGAUGAAGACCGCGCCCUCAGGCAAACACUGACUCGUCUCUGGAAUGAAAGCCGUUAUCUCAAUGAGCUUCUGUGUGUCAAUUUCGAACGCAAGCAGGAGGAGCAGCAAAGGGAAAUUCUGCGCGCUGAAAGGGAGAGGAACGUACUGCAGGUUGAGAUGAUGCAGUUUACCGCUAAUUUCCGGAGGAUGUAG
Messenger RNA from Alternaria hordeiaustralica, 558 nucleotides. RefSeq lists its product as uncharacterized. The transcript is spliced from 2 exons. NCBI's taxonomy places the organism in Eukaryota, Fungi, Ascomycota, Dothideomycetes, Pleosporales, Pleosporaceae. The record is from RefSeq and is a predicted model, not a curated record. The coding region runs from base 1 to 558 and encodes 185 amino acids.